AUGACCGACGACGGAGCCGCUUCCUCUGCACCCGCCGUACCCAAGAAGAAGGCCGGGAACCGGCUGGUGGUGGAGGUGGCGACCACCGACGAUAAUUCCAUCUGCAACCUCCACCCGGCCACCAUGGACAAGCUGUCCAUAUUCCACGGCGACGUCGUCCUGCUCAAGGGCGAGAGCCGCCGCGACACGGUCUGCAUAGCCAUGUCGGACGAGCACUGCGAGGAGAACAAGAUCAACAAGGCAGUCCGUCCACCUCGCCGUCGUGAACUCCAGAGCAACGGUGCCACCUCUCCCGCAGCUGCUGCUUUCGCGUCCUCGACCGGCACUAUCGACGGCGAGCUCCUCGAUCAAGUCUCGCCUCGUCAAAGGCCUACUCGCUGCCUCCUUGGGGGGGCGGUGCCACUGCCACGUCUCCCGGAGCUCAGCGUAGAGCUACGCAUGGAAGAGCGCACGAAGAAGGCGGAGAGGGUCACGAUGCCGCGCAGCCAUUCACGUGGAUCUUGGCCGUUUUCACCCAAAAAUCACAGGAGCGGCCCUGACGUGAAGGGACCCGAGCUGCUGACCAUGUGGUUCGGUGAGAGCGAGGUCAACGUCCGUGAGAUCUUCGACAAGGAGCGUCAGUCCGCGCCAUGCGUCCUCUUCUUCGAUGAGCUUGAUUCUAUCGCGACGCGAAGAGGCAGCAGCGUGGGAGACGCCGGUGGUGCGGGGGACAGGGUCCUCAACCAGAUGCUCACCGAGAUGGACGGCAUGAAUGCCAAGAAGACGGUGUUCAUCAUCGGUGCCACCAACCGGCCGGACAUCAUUGACCCGCUGCUCCGUCCUGGCCGUCUCGAUCAGCCAUUAUUGGGAAACAUAGCUACCUUGACCAAGUCAACAGCUCGUGGAGAAAGUUCACAGGCAUUAACAAAUAUAUCUGGAUAUGUAGAAAGCAAUGGAAAGAUUGUGUUUUCUGCUCCACAACCAACCUGCAUUGAACUUCACACCAGUCAUACAUAUAUUUUAUGCAAAGCAACAAAAUUUGCUAGAUGCGGGUUUGCAAUGAUCAUACAUAGUUUUAUAAGUCAUUGA
This is a messenger RNA of Phragmites australis (common reed), 1068 nucleotides long. RefSeq names its product cell division control protein 48 homolog D-like. The record is from RefSeq and is a predicted model, not a curated record. The transcript is spliced from 2 exons. Gene Ontology annotation, biological process: mitotic spindle disassembly; retrograde protein transport, ER to cytosol; autophagosome maturation. NCBI's taxonomy places the organism in Eukaryota, Viridiplantae, Streptophyta, Magnoliopsida, Poales, Poaceae. Gene Ontology annotation, molecular function: polyubiquitin modification-dependent protein binding; ATP hydrolysis activity; ATP binding. Gene Ontology annotation, cellular component: nucleus; cytosol; VCP-NPL4-UFD1 AAA ATPase complex. The coding region runs from base 1 to 1068 and encodes 355 amino acids.